This is a messenger RNA of Chelmon rostratus (copperband butterflyfish), 3112 nucleotides long. Its product is annotated as zgc:171566. The record is from RefSeq and is a predicted model, not a curated record. Gene Ontology annotation, cellular component: vacuole. Gene Ontology annotation, molecular function: gamma-glutamyl-peptidase activity. NCBI's taxonomy places the organism in Eukaryota, Metazoa, Chordata, Actinopteri, Chaetodontiformes, Chaetodontidae. The transcript has 9 exons. Gene Ontology annotation, biological process: tetrahydrofolylpolyglutamate metabolic process. Bases 439 to 1389 code for a protein of 316 amino acids.
UUUACUCCUUAUGCACUGUUUCUAUGGAGCAGGAUCUGUAGCUGAUCUGUGGAGCUGGAAUAUUCUACCUGAGCUGCACCUCUGAAGGUGGAACAGUCCCAGUAGGAGGACAGGAGUCCGAUCUGCCUGAUCUAUUUCUAUGGGAAAGGAGCGAAAAGGAGGAGGCUCCUCUAGCUGAGGUGUGUCUAUGGAGGGGAGUUCUACACGUGACCGACUUGCUCCUGUUCAGGAUCCUGGACGGAGGUAUAGACCGAGACCAGAGGAGGACCGCAGGAGACGGAGAAUCGGCUUCUGAUCACACAGCAUCAGCGUCUUCACUCGGAUCCUUCAUCUGUGCCUUCGGUCCUUUGUUUUUCAGCCUUUCAGACACAAACCAAAUAUUUUCAUUUCGAUCCUCAACCUGCAGACCAAGCCCGCACCUCUCAUCUCAUCCUCUGAAUGUGUCGCCCGGCUGCAGCGGUGCUCGCGGCGCUGACCGCCUGCCUGUCGUGCGCUCCGCUUGGAGCGAGGAGCCAGCAGCUCAACUACCGACCGGUCAUCGGUGUGCUGGCGCAGGAAAACCUUCCAGAAGACCAGUUUGCUCGUGGGUCCUCUUACAUCGCUGCCUCCUAUGUCAAAUACCUGGAGGGAGCCGGGGCAAGGGUCGUACCCAUCAGAAUCAAUCGCACAGAAGAGGAAUAUGCAAAGAUAUUCUACUCAAUAAACGGGUUACUGCUGCCGGGAGGAGACGUAGACAUUCAGACAUCGCAGUUCAGUCGAGCCGCCAAGAUCUUUUACGACUUGGCUCUGAAGGCCAACGAUGCUGGAGACUACUUCCCUAUAUGGGGAACCUGCCAGGGCUUCCAGCAGCUGUCUGUCCUCACAGCCAACAAAAACCUGCUCACCCUCACUGAUACCAAGGCUGUGGCUCUGCCCCUCACUCUCACAGCAGCGGCCCAGUCCAGCCGUCUGUUCCGGAGUUUUCCCAAGGAUCUGCUGCAGUCUCUGGCCGAGGAAAACAUCACUUCCAACUUCCACAGCUGGAGUCUGUCUAUGCAGAACUUCAGCCGAAACGGCAAGCUGAAGAGGUUUUACAAGGUCCUGUCCACUAACAACGACGGGAGGAAGGAAUUCAUCUCCACCAUGGAAGCCUACCGCUACCCAUUUUAUGCAGUGCAGUGGCAUCCUGAGAAAAGCCCCUUUGAGUGGAUAGAUAAGCCGGGCAUGGUGCACUCCACCUCUGCUAUAAGAGCCUGCUUCUACACUGCCAGCUUCUUUGUCUCUGAAGCCAUGAGGAAUCAGCACAAUUUCUCCAGUCCUGCGGAGGAAGAGCGAGCUCUCAUCUACAACUUCUCCCCCGUCUACAGAGGCAUCCACGCCGUCUUCGUGCAGAACUAUUACUUCGAUUGAUGGGCAGCGCUGAAGACUGAAACGGGCUCACUCUAGUCAGAAUUUAUUAUUCAUGGAAGACACCGACCAAACUUGAUGGAGUUGUCAUCGACAGUAGCCUCAAACAAUUAGCAGUUUACCUGAUUUCCACAGUUAUAUCAAAUGCAGAGAGGGCAGCGAUGAGAAAUACAAGAAGAAAAUAAAACAAAAUGUUGUAGUCAGAAGUCAUACAAAUGAAAAAAACGAAAAAUGCAAAGACGUGCACGUUUUUUAAAAGUACAAAAACUAUAGGUGCAAGUUACAUUUUGAUUCGGUUACAGCGAUCAGUUGACUCAUCAACCCCUCGUCAUAAAAAUAACUACAAUCCAGAAUAACAGUGACAUUCAGAACAGGAUGCAGGAUUUUCUACAUCACAAGGCACAACAGUAAAAUCAGUUUACAUUUGGAGUAACAAAACACAUUAGAAUAUGUCAGAUUUUAGUCCAUUUGCAGUAUAUGCAGUAUAAGCCCAUUUACAUAUUGUUCCUUUGUUGUAUUGAAUCCAAAUCACCUCGCAGUGUUACGAUUCGUUGUGAAACGUAGUUGUAGGGACAUUUUAUUCUCACUCCAGAAUUAUAAAGGCCUCAUUAUGGCAAACUAAAUUAAACAAAGCAUAAAACUACUGCUGAAUAUUUGGGCAAGAAGAAUACGCCUGGCGUUCAGGGUCUCCCUCUCAGAAUACCACAAGUCACCUCAGUUCAGUUCACCACUGCCAUUUCCAUUCUAUUGUGCUUUUUUUGUUAUUUUUGAAGGAUGAACAGUUGAACAUUAGUUUAGCACCUUGGACAAAUGAUGCAGUUCCUAACUUUAAUGUACCACUUUUUAAAACCUGCACUGAUAUACAGCAACGACCGUCUAAAUGCUAAAACUUUUGUACUCUGUGGUAUUGCAGUGCGAGCUUGUUUAACUGUACAAUCACUGACUGCUAGCCUCAUUUAGCUCCUAAAACGUCCAGGAGUUUGGAAAGAACCAGAAAUGCUUAAACUCGCCACCUGUAUUCAUUCUCUUUGGAUGUAUUGGCUUUAUUCUACAGGACAGGUUAUUCACCCCUCAGUAACACAAACAGCAUUCAGUGUGUGAAAAACAGCCACUGUCCCGGUUUGAGGGUGUGUGAUCGUUUUGUAACAGUGUCUUUGUUCCAGUCGGCGACUCGCUGAACUCAGAGUUCAUGUUUAUAUGAUUGUAUUUGUGUGUCUCUGUGAGCAUUUAAGGUGGAAGUGGAGUAUUUUGUGUGCCAUGAUAUCAGUGAACGCCACAGAUCGCUGCAGGUUAAAGUCAUGAUGUUCCUUUUAUACAAGAAGGCUGGAAACCUGAAAACCUUGUAGGUAUGAAAAAGUGGAUUGUAUGUAGUUUAUGAUUGUCUGAUUUUAAAAUGUGACCAUGGAUGUUUAAUAGUGUGGCAUGACAUCACAGAGACAUUUUCUUCAGCUUCCACCAUUUGAAAAAACAAGGAUCCCAAAUCAAGAAGGCUCAUUGAUUUUGUUUGUUUUAUCAGAUAUAUAGCUUUUCUUUUGUUGCAGUCAUGUUUAAAAGAGAAAUGAAGAAGUCCUCUAUUGCCAAAGUGAAAAUAAAGAAGUGAGUAAAAAAAGAAAAAGUUUCCCUUUUGUUAAUAAAACCAAAACCUAUCUGCAAACUAACCACUUGUCUAAAUCCUACUGUGGAAAAUUUAUUACAUCGAGUUCAGCUCAGUGGUUUUGGAGACAUG